Molecule: messenger RNA, 1309 nt
Organism: Diversispora eburnea
Lineage: Eukaryota; Fungi; Glomeromycota; Glomeromycetes; Diversisporales; Diversisporaceae
Source: the annotation of a GenBank genome assembly
UUCAUCGGACCAAUCUAAUUUAUCGUGUGAUAUAUCGCGAGAACAGAAAAAUAACCAAUCAAAGAUAAAGUCUCCUUGUCUCGAGUUCAAAUUAUCUACUGAUCAAGUGCAAAAUGACAUCCCUGAACUAAGUGAUAUCCUGUCCCAAAUAGCAGAAGCUAGUACAUUGGUAAUAAAAAUUUCCUAUAAUCAGAAAGUAGAACAAUGUUUAUUACAUGAGUUAUUUGAAUUUAUCAGAGGCACCGAUUCCAUGUCCUUACAAAGUCUAAAGAAAACUCCAUUGAAUUCUAUCUUCAUUAAACAAAUUUCGGACAUUCCUGUUAAUAUAGAUCUAACUCCAGGUUCUGCACCUCAUUUAGCUCUUUCAAAUCUUAGUUCAGAAAAAAAUAUUGGUGAUCAAAUGGCGAGAACGCAAAUAUAUGAUGAAAUGAUGCAGUAUCUACCUGAAUUAGAUGCGAAAGUAUCAUCAUCUGAAUCUCAAAAAUUGAUCAGCGUGAAGAAUUCUUCACACGUAUAUGGCCAAUCAAAAUCAGAUAUAGAAAUUAAAGCAUGUGAAAAAACUUUAUCAGAAACUGAGUCAUCACAUAUUUUUAAUUCGGAAGAUAUAGUAAAUGAAAAUAACGAAUUUUCAGAAACCGUAACUAUAAUUGAUAGCUUUUCAGAUUCCAAGGAAUUCUCUGAUAGUGAUGGGGAAGUAUCUUCUGAUGACAAUGACUCCAAUGCUGAUGAAACGAAUUUGAAAGAUUCAUCUAAGUUUCCGGAAGAGAAAAGUACAAUCCAUGAAGCAGUACAUAAACGUUUUCCUUUCUUAUCAUAUACUAAUUCAAAUGCAUGGCGCCAGGAUGUUUUUAAAUAUACUGAUUCAGAAGCUAAAUGUCCGGUAUGCAAAGAAGUACAUACUCGUUUAGGUAUAUGGGGUGAUUGGAGCUGUCUCGGUAAAGAUAAGCACUAUUUUCUUAAUUGCCCUUUUCGCAUAGAUCAAAAGAAAGUUAUAAUUGCUGUACAGAGCUUACCGGAAACUCAAGUAAGGGUACCAAACAAAACUCGAGAGGACUUGGAAAGGGAUAUACAGUUCUAUCGUGGUGGAAUAGAAAGGAAGAAAGAUCCUAGAAAAUACUGUGAAUUUUUAACAGAUCGGAAUAGGCUAGUCGGUGAAGAAUUAUUACGUCGUAGUAUAUUAGAAAGUGGUUUAAGUACUGUAUGGCUCGAUGAUCUUAUGGAAGAAUGGCAAAAAACUUAUAAUCAAUUCAUACAAAUUUUCUAUCAGAAUUUCGAUCCUAUUGAGGAAAAGACUUUAUUUGUACCACGG